Messenger RNA from Medioppia subpectinata, 630 nucleotides. The record is from the annotation of a GenBank genome assembly. NCBI's taxonomy places the organism in Eukaryota, Metazoa, Arthropoda, Arachnida, Sarcoptiformes, Oppiidae.
CAACCCAAGGAGAAGACACACGAGUGUCCGCAGUGUAACAAAGCGUUCAGACAUAAGGGCAAUCUGAUGAGACAUCUGGCCAUUCAUGAUCCCGACGCCUACAAAGACCAGAACAUAAACUUCAGUCGAAUGAACGAUUCCGGGCAGUUGAUCGAUGACGACGAUGAGGAGGAGGACGAGGACGACCUCAUUGUUCCCAAUGAGAGCGAUGAGGAACAGACACUUUCGUUCACAUUAGACCCGCAGACGCAACAGAUAUUGCAGAACACAAAUGGAGAGCAAGUGGUUGUGUUCGAAGUGGUGCAGCUCAACAACAGCGGCAACGACAACGACGGCACUAUACUUCCCGACAACCAAUUGGUCGAACACAUGAAUGUCAUGCAGGCCUCGACCUCCAAAGGCAAAGGAAAGGCUCGCUAUUCGUUUGCCCGACAAAAUGGUGCCAAUAGUUCCAAUGAUAAUUUUAUUAUUCAAUUGUCUGCUGAAGACGAAGAAGCGGCCAAUACUAUACAAGAGGACAGCAUAAUUGAAGACCCAGACUAUAUGCCUAAACCCAAUAUUAGACUAUCAUCCGCUCCGAGCNUGCUGAAGACGAAGAAGCGGCCAAUACUAUACAAGAGGACAGCAUAA